CUUCAGUCGCGUCUUCGCCGCCAGAGAGGAAACGGCGGGUUCUGCACGCACACACCAGCGAUCGAAAUCGGCGAGCGGCGACGAUGAUCCGUGCGAUUCCCGCGCUGACGUUUGCGUUGGUGUGGCUGGCCGCGGCCGACGGCUUCCGAUCCCGUCGUCCCGAGCUGGAAGUUUCCAGAAUCGUCCACGUGACGGAAGACGCUCCCGCGCUGUCGGUGACGUCGCGGCCGUCCCGCGUGCUGUCGCGGCGCGGCGCCAACGCCACCUUGCCGUGCGCCAUCCGCAGGGACCGAUCGCUGGCGCCCGACGCGAAGAUGAGGAUCAAGUGGACCAAGCUGACCUCCGACUUCCCGACAGAGGUGGACGUUUUCGCCGCCGUCGAUUACCGCGAGAGAAGCUACGGAAGUUUCCACGGCCGCGUGCGCCUGCGAGGCUCCUCCCCCUCGGACGCCUCGCUGGUCAUCGACGACGUCACCCUGGACGAUUACGGCAGGUACAAAUGCGAGGUCAUCGACGGCCUGGAGGACGCCACGGCCCUCGUGUCGCUCGACCUGGAAGGCGUGGUGUUCCCGUACUUUCCCCGCCCGGGUCGCUACAAGCUCAACUUCCGAGACGCCGAGCGGGCCUGCCGGGAGCAGGACGGCGCGCUGGCGUCCCCGGAGCAGUUGCGGCGGGCCUGGCGAGGAGGCCUGAACUGGUGCAACGCCGGCUGGCUGAGCGACGGCUCCGUGCAGUACCCCGUUACCUCCCCCAGGGAGCCCUGCGGCGGCAGGAACGCGGCGGCGGGCUUGCGCAGCUACGGACUGGGCGACAAAGACAAGGACCUCUACGACGUCUUCUGCUUCACGUCGCACUUCAAAGGUGACUUCUACUUCCUGCCGCACGCGUCCAAGCUGACGUUCGCCGAGGCGGCGGCGGCGUGCGUGCGCGACGGCGCCCGCGUGGCCAAAGUGGGCCAAAUGUACGCCGCCUGGAAGCUGGCCGGCUACGACCGCUGCGACGCCGGCUGGCUGGACGACGCCAGCGUCCGCUACCCCGUCGCCAGGCCCCGCCCCCGGUGCAGCCCCGACGGCCCGGCCGUCAGGUCCAACGGCUUCCCCGACCAGAAGCGCAAGUCGUACGGCGUCUACUGCUUCAGGGAGAGACGCUGAGCGCACUCGCACAAAAACCACAACACGGAGCCGCAAACACGCACGAGCAUGAAAACACACAAAUACUACACGGACAAAUAUACACGUCAAAGCAUGCCCAAAAAUCCAAAACACACAGACGCACACCCCCAAAAAACCCACACAGUCAGACGAGACAAAAACACACACCCACAAAACAGACACGCGCGCGCGCACACAUUGAAACUGCGAGGCCUCGUCGACAAAAAGCGAGCAAGGUCGUCGAGGUCAUUUCAUGAAGAGGACGCUUGGAGGUGGGGUCGCGGGGUCGCGCCUGUGGGCUCGCGACGGGGCUUCACGGCGACGCUGGUUCUGGACUCCUACUUUUGGGCACUUCUCUUGUUUCACUCCAAGGAUCCAUUCUUUCUUUUUUGUUGUUGUUUUCGUCACGGAAGGUGCUGUGGCAUCAUCGUGUCGAGAUUGUAUCAGAACAUUUUUUUAAAAAUUUAAACCUAUAGAAUGUAGAAUUUUUUUUUUGUGUUUGAAAGAAAUAAUUGUGCUUGUCACGAAGCGUCCAAUCAAUGAGAAGAAAUGUCAAAGGUCAGGCUUUCUUAUGAAUAAUGAAUGAAGACACAACUGGGACUCGAGUCUGUCCACUCUGGAAUUUUGUCUUCCACUAAGCUAAGAUCAAUUAAGUUAAGUUAAAAUAAGAUCAGCGGCGCUCACAAAGACGAAGGCACAAAGGUCACCGAAGACGGUAAUUGGACAGCUGCCGUCAUUUCUCGUGUAUAAUGCGCACCCCCAAAGUUGACCUCCAAAUGUGGAGGUCAACUUUCAAAAUCUUUUCAUUUUUACAAUGCACGAUUUUGCUUCGACCCCUAUGAUCAAAAUAUGAAGUAUGAUCUGUAUUCAGUUUUCACUGGUGGCACUUCUUUGUAAGGGGGGGCUUGUAACGCUUUGCCCUCUGGUCGCUUUGUCGUCUGACGGUGAGCGUGUCUCAAAUAUUACCACCACGACUACGAUCACCACCAUAGUCCUACUAAAGUGCGGUGCCUGAAAGAAUGACUCAAUUAAAUGUUCCAACUGUGCAUAAUGUUA
Phycodurus eques (leafy seadragon) is the source of this 2207-nucleotide messenger RNA. Its product is annotated as hyaluronan and proteoglycan link protein 1-like. Lineage: Eukaryota; Metazoa; Chordata; Actinopteri; Syngnathiformes; Syngnathidae. The record is from RefSeq and is a predicted model, not a curated record. Gene Ontology annotation, biological process: cell adhesion. The transcript has 6 exons. The coding region runs from base 84 to 1151 and encodes 355 amino acids. Gene Ontology annotation, molecular function: hyaluronic acid binding.